Aspergillus versicolor CBS 583.65 is the source of this 1179-nucleotide messenger RNA. Its product is annotated as D-alanine--D-alanine ligase family protein. Bases 1 to 1179 code for a protein of 392 amino acids. NCBI's taxonomy places the organism in Eukaryota, Fungi, Ascomycota, Eurotiomycetes, Eurotiales, Aspergillaceae. The transcript is spliced from 3 exons. Gene Ontology annotation, molecular function: D-alanine-D-alanine ligase activity; metal ion binding; ATP binding. The record is from RefSeq and is a predicted model, not a curated record. Gene Ontology annotation, biological process: peptidoglycan biosynthetic process.
AUGGAGCAGCGCAUUCCAACGUUCAGCAGCGCGGCUGCCAGUUUCACUCACAGUCCUGGCCAGGGGAGCAAGGGAUCGGAACGAGAGGCCCUCAAGAUCGCCCUCGUCGCCGAGCAACGAUCGUCGUUCCUCCAGGAGGGCUAUUCAGAAGAAGACUGUGCUGCGCUCACGCAUGAGGGCGAGGUUCGGGCAGUCGCGACCACUCUCAAACAGCUCGGCCACCAUGUCACUCUCGUCCAGGGCAUCGAGGGUCUAGUCAAGCACCUGGCGAGCGGUGAUCAUAAGCCCUGGGACAUGGUCUUCAACAUGGCGCAAGGCUUCCAUGGCACUUCGCGCGAGUCGCAGGUGCCUGCUCUGCUGGAGGCGUACCGGAUCCCUUACACCUUCGCCGACGCAGCCACGAUGGCGCUGUGCCAGAACAAGGCUCGCACCAAGACUGUGCUGCAGCAUCACCACAUCCCGACUUCUCCGUUCCUCGUUCUCCCUACGAAAGCAUCGGCUUCGAGCCUCCCUGAAGCAACCACCGAGCUGCCAUCGUAUCCGCUCUUCCUCAAGCCCGUCACCGAGGGCUCGUCCAAGGGAAUCGGAACGUUUAAUAAAGCAACCGAGCCUGCCGAGCUCGAGAUGGCCGUGCAAAAACUGCGCGUCAAGUUCCCCGGCCAGGACAUCCUGAUCGAAUCCUUCCUGCCCGGUCGCGAGUACACAGUGAGCAUCCUAGGGACCGGCGCUGCAUCGCGCGUCAUCGGCAUCCGAGAGCAUAUCUGGGAAAGUCGUGCCCAGCUGAAUGGCAGCACGAAUGGCGACACAAAUGGCAGCCAUCGCGCUGCCGGGCUGGAUUUUGCCUGUCGAGAGAGCAAGUCCAGCGCUGGCGGUCGUCGCCUCUCGUGGAAUGAUCACCAUGACAUGUCCGACCCCGAAGUCCAGGCGGCCUGCCAGGUUUCUCUCGCAGCUUGGAAGAUUCUGGGCUGUCGUGAUGCUGGACGCGUUGAUCUUCGGUUCGACUCGCUUGAGCCCAACGCUGUUCCGAACGUAUUAGAAGUGAAUCCCAUUUCCGGCCUCCUUCCCGGUCAUUCUCCAUUGCCAGCAAGCGCCGAGAGCAAUGGGAUCUCAUUCGAGCACCUCCUGGCCGGGAUCUUGGAAAGUACUGUUCAACGCGCCAAAGAAGACGGCGAGAUUUAG